UUAAAAUUUUGUUUUAAUUUUAUUAGGGCAUAGAAAUAGGGUUGCUUCGAUCGCCUGCGUUCUUUCCUCCAACUGCGAUCAUCAGGCUUUAACUUCGCUUCUCUCUACCCUUUCAAGCUGAACCGCACCAACUCACAGCGGCAGCUCCUUGCUACGUUACGCUUGUCAUCCCGUGCGCCACUAAGCUUUGCCACUCAAAGCGGCGAUAAGUGAGGUAGACUAGCUCCACGGCUGGAAGCUGCAGCUUUGUCGUUUCUUUUCGUUUGGUCUUGGUCUUUGUCUUUCCCAAGGGACAAAAUCCAGCGGCGAGCGGAGCGAGAUUUAAAACAGAAUCAAGCAUGGGAUCCAAAAACAAAGGCCUUAAGACCAAAAAUAAGGAAAAGAACAAGAACAAACCUAAUUCUACACUCUCAACGCAAUAUAGCAACACCAACAAAAAUGAAAAGAGCAGUAGCAAGAUCAUUACGGACGCUCGAUUUGCAUCCCUGCACUCGGACCCUCGGUUCCAGAAGGUUCCGAGGCACAAGACGAAGGUUGUCAUUGAUUCUCGUUUUAAUCGGAUGUUCAAUGACAAGAAAUUUGCCCCGUCUUCCGCACCUAUGGAUAAGCGAGGGAAACCUAAGAAGGGAAAGGCACAGAGCUCUCUUCGCCAUUAUUAUCACCUUGAAGAUGAUGAUGAAGAAGAAGAGAAAAGAAAGAAAGACGUUGUGAGUGAAGGGGGUGAUAGCGAGGAGUUUGAUGAGGAGAGUGAGAGCAGUGAAAUGUUGGAGUCAGAAAAGGAGGAGGAGAAGGGAUCAGAAUCCGGUUCCACUACGGAUGAGGAAGAUGUCGAUAUAGUUUAUGAGGAUGGAGAGCCUGAAAUACAGGAAGAAAAUGUCCCAAUGAUUGAAAAGGAAACCCGCAGGCUUGCUGUUGUUAAUAUGGAUUGGAGGCAUGUUAAGGCUGCUGACUUGUAUGUAAUGCUAAGCUCGUUUCUCCCUAAAGAUGGACAAAUUAUUUCAGUUGCUGUUUAUCCAUCUGAGUUUGGAAUUCAGUGUAUGAGAGAAGAGGAAAUUCAUGGACCAGUAGGGCUAUUUGAUGGUGAAAAUGAGGAAAAUGAUGAAGAUGGUGAUGAUGAAAUUGAUAAUGAGAAAUUGCGUGCAUAUGAGAAAAGUAGGCUAAGAUACUACUAUGCAGUAGUAGAAUGUGAUUCUACUGCAACAGCAGAUUACUUGUACAAAUCUUGUGAUGGAGCUGAGUUUGAAAGGUCAUCAAAUGUGCUUGAUUUGAGAUUCGUUCCUGACUCUAUGGAAUUUAAACAUGCACCCCGUGAUGUUGCAACAGAGGCACCUGCAGACUAUGAGGGUUUAAAUUUCCAUACACAAGCACUGCAGCAAAGUAAAAUUCAUCUUUCAUGGGAUGAAGAUGAACCACAACGUGGGAAAAUUUUGAAACGAAAAUUCAAUGCUGAACAGCUGGCUGAAUUGGAGUUGAAGGAGUUUCUGGCUUCUGAUGAGAGUGAAAGUGAUGAUGAUGAGAAUGAAGACACCGCAAAGGAUCAAUCUGAUAAGAAAAAUAAAAAAAGAGAUAUAUACCGUGCCUUACUUCAGUCUGGUGAUGGUUCUGAUGAAGAUGGUGAGGAUGAUGGCCAGGAUAUGGAAGUCACUUUCAAUACUGGCCUGGAGGAUAUAAGUAAGCGCAUUUUAGAGAAGAAAGAUAAGGAAGCAGAAACAGUUUGGGAGGCCCAUCUAAGGAAAAGACAGGAGAAAAGGAAGGCCAAGAAAAAUAAAUCUAAAUAUUCAUCAGAAGAUGAGAGUUAUGAGUCUGAUAAAGAAGCUACAGAACCUGAUGACUUCUUUGUUGAAGAGCCUUUUAAGAGUAAGAAAAAAAGGAAGCAACUUGAAAAUGUGGAGAAGGAAGCCAACGCAACCAGAGCAGAACUUGAGUUAUUACUAACUGAUGACAAGGGAGCUGACACUGAUCUUAAGGGAUACAAUCUAAAGCCUAAAAAGGCUAAGGGGAAAACGAGAAAAGAAGUUCUAGAUGAGGAAAAACUACCGGUUGUUGAUGAUGAUCCACGAUUUUCUUCUCUUUUUACGUCGCCUCUCUAUGCUUUGGAUCCCACUGACCCACAGUUCAAAAGGAGUGCAACUUACGCUCGGCAAAUAGCAAAAAAGCUGCAGAAGGGUGAACAGCAAGAAUUGGCUGUGGAGGACAAGAAGAUGCCCAAAAAUGCUCAGUUCCCAUCAGGUGAUCCUGGGAUGAACAAAGUUGAGCAUGAGAAGUCUGAUAUUUUGUCAUCGAAGGAGAAGCAUGCCUUGUCUUCGAUGGUAAGAUCAGUCAAGAUGAAGUUAAAACAAGUUCAACUGCCCUCUGACCUAAAGAUGUCAAAGAAAAGUUUAUCAGGCAUGGGGAGAAAGAAGGAGCAGCAUCCGGUUCAUUCAAUGAAGAAGUUCAAGGAUUUGAGAAAAUGAAAACAAGACUUCUCUUCCUGUCAUUUUUGUUGAGGACUUAGGCUCCAUUCCAAGCUGAAGUUUGAGCUUUUGCAUUUGUUUAUAUGCGGCAACAAAACUUAUGUUAGUUACUCCCACCUCUGCUUCCACCCAGCUGCUCCAAAAUGCGUCCCCAUAGGAAUUCUCUGUUUGAUUUUUUGCCCCUUAAAUAUCUACCAUAAAUUUGCUAUUAUUUCUUCUGCUUCUGAAUUUGUUGGUAGUUCCUAUGUGCAAAUGUACUUGGUUUUGCUUCAAAAUUUCCCUGAGUUUUAUUAACAGAAUCCUUGUUGAUUAAAGUGCUUCGUAAUCCUGAAAUCCGCUAAUCUUUCAGCAAGUGCCAGAAUGUGCUGAUUGCAUGGUUUCUCAUUUGUGCAUUUAUAGUAUGCUCCUACAAUCAAGAAUCCC
This is a messenger RNA of Durio zibethinus, 2876 nucleotides long. The record is from RefSeq and is a predicted model, not a curated record. NCBI's taxonomy places the organism in Eukaryota, Viridiplantae, Streptophyta, Magnoliopsida, Malvales, Malvaceae.